This is a messenger RNA of Entelurus aequoreus (snake pipefish), 3371 nucleotides long. RefSeq names its product zinc finger protein 25-like. Gene Ontology annotation, molecular function: RNA polymerase II cis-regulatory region sequence-specific DNA binding; DNA-binding transcription factor activity. Lineage: Eukaryota; Metazoa; Chordata; Actinopteri; Syngnathiformes; Syngnathidae. The transcript is spliced from 4 exons. Gene Ontology annotation, biological process: regulation of cytokine production; regulation of immune system process; negative regulation of transcription by RNA polymerase II. The record is from RefSeq and is a predicted model, not a curated record. Bases 285 to 2669 code for a protein of 794 amino acids.
CACGGCGAGGAUAAAGCAAGAUGGCGUCUGACGGUGAAGACGUUAUUGCAGUGUUCUUAAUCUGUGCGUCCAUGUACACAUAUAUGUCCUUUAUUACACUCUAUUAAAUAGAGUAAUAAUAACUGUUUGUAUAUUAGUCUGAGUGCACUUUGAUGCUUCUCCAUUUAGCUUAGCUCUCUAGUUAGCUUAGCUUGUUAGCUGCUAACAAAGAGAGGCGGAAGUGAUGAAAACACAUCGCUAAGCAGAGAUCAAGUGUGAGUGUAAAGUGUUGUGAUUGUGUGAAAAUGUGCGAAAGAACCAUAGCAGAGUACGAGGAGGAACUUUGUCCAACAAAAGAGGAGAAGGAGCGACAACAAGUUGUGUUACACACAACAGACAUCCAUCAGCUGAUUGGACACCAAGAAGAAUGUCUCCCUCAUCUGCAGGGGGACAGUUUCACUUUAGAGGAUCCACAGCCCUCACAUUUUAAAGGGGACGAGGAGGAUCCACAGCCCCAUUUUUUUAAAGAGGAAGAUGAGGGAGAGUGUCCUGUAGGGCAGCUGGAGGAUGAUGUCAUGACUGUUGUCUCUGUGAAGACUGAAGAGCAUGAAGACAAAGCACGUGAGUCCUCACAGCUUCAUCACAGUCCAAAUGUCCAGCAGCCCCUUCACAAUAAAGAGGAAGAGGAGGAUCCACAGCCCACCCACAUAAAAGAGGAAGAGGAUGAUCCACAGCCCACCCACAUUAAAGAGGAAGAUGAUGAUCUACAGCCCACCCACAUUAAAGAGGAAGAGGAUGAUCCACAGCCCACCCACAUUAAAGAGGAAGAGGAUGAUCCACAGCCCACCUACAUUAAAGAGGAAGAGGAUGAUCCACAGCCCACCCACAUUAAAGAGGAAGAGGAUGAUCCACAGCCCACCUACAUUAAAGAGGAAGAGGAUGAUCCACAGCCCACCUACAUUAAAGAGGAAGAUGAUGAUCCACAGUCCACCCACAUGAAAGAGAAAGAGGAGGAUCCACACAUGAAAGAGGAAGAGGAGGGAGAGUGUGUUGUAGGGCAGGAGGAGGAUGAUGUCAUGACUGUUGUCUCUGUGAAGACUGAAGAGCAUGAAGACAAAGCACCUGAGUCCUCACAGCUUCAUCACAGUCCAAACGUCUGUGAAGAACAUCUUCUCCCUGAACAACAGAAGUGGAGCUUCAGGAUGGAGCCAAAGCCCUCCCACAUUAAGAAGGAAGAGAAACACCCACUGAUCCCCCAUUUUAAAGAGGAAGAGGAUGACCCACUGACCACUCACAUCAAAGAGGAAGAGGAGGACCCACUGAUCCCCCAUUUUAAAAAGAAAGAGGAGUACCCACUGACACCCCAUUUUAAAAAGUUAGAGUACCCACUGACACCUCAUUUUAAAGAGGAACCAAUGGAUCCACUGAGCCCUCACAUUAAGGAGGAAGAGGAGGACCCACUGAGCCCUCACAUUAAAGAGGAAGACCAACUGACCCCUCACAUUAAAGAGGAAGAGGAGGACCCACUGAGCCCUCACAUUAAAGAAGAAGAGGAUGACCCACUGAGCCCUCACAUUAAAGAAGAAGAGGAUGACCCACUGAGCCCUCACAUUAAAGAGGAAGAGGAGGAACACAGCAUCAGUCAGCAUGUUGAAGGAGUGGAGGAGGUUGAUGUCACCAAGAUGCCAGUGACUGGUGUCCCUGUGAAGAGUGAAGAUGAUGAGGUCAAAGGUGAGAGUGAGGAGAAGAGAAGCAGCAGCUCAACACAACACAUGACAACAGAAGCUGAUGGAGACCACUGUGGAGGAUCACAAGCAGACAAGAUCUUAGCUCCACUAUCAGAUAGUGAGGACACAACGUCACACUCUCCUGACACUGAUGAUGAACACUCUAAACAUGAUAAGACAUGUCACACUGACAACACUCACUUCACAUGUUCUCUCUGUCACAACACUUUUAAUCGCUGCGGUAAUCUAAAAGUACACAUGAGAAGACACACCGGAGAAAAACCUUUUUCCUGCUCAGAAUGUGAUAAAAGUUUUGUAACGAAUCAACAAUUCAAAACACACAUGAGAACACACACUGGAGAAAAACCUUGUUCAUGUUCAAUCUGCGGUAAAGAUUUUACUCGAAGGCACAAUUUGAAAACACACAUGAGAACACACACUGGAGAAAAACUUUGUUCAUGUUCAAUCUGCGGUAAAGAUUUUACUCAAAGGCACAAUUUGAAAACACACAUGAGAACACACACUGGAGAAAAACCUUUUUCAUGCUCAGAAUGUGGUAAAAGUUUUGUAAUAAAUCAAAGUUUAAAAUUACACAUGAGAACACACACUGGUGAAAAAGCUUUUUUAUGUUCAAUCUGCGGUAAAGAUUUUACUCAAAGGCAAUAUUUCAAAACACACAUGAGAACACACACUGGAGAAAAAGCUUUUUCCUGCUCAGAAUGUGGUAAAAGUUUUGUAAUAAAUCAAAGUUUAAAAGAACACAUGAGAAUACACACUGGUGAAAAACCAUACUCCUGUUCAAGCUGCAACAAAAGCUUUCGUCACCGACAAUCUUGUACAGCACACAUGAGAAGACACCCAGGAGUUAAAGUGUUGAGUUGCAGUGUGUGUGGUGAAAGAUUGUCUUCUAAGUACCAGAGUAAGAAACACAAGUGUGCUGGUGAGAACAGCAGCAGCAAAUGAAGAUGCAGGAUUUGAAAUAAACUUUAACUUUGACUUUCUAACAACAUCAGCACAUAUAACAUGUGUGACAUCAUUGUUGUGUGUGUAACACAAUCUUGUUAAUAUGAUUCUAACAUUUAUAGAUGAGACACUUCAGAUUAGUGCUUUUAUUUCAGUCAAGUACAUGAGUUAAUAUACACAUUUGUGUACUUUAAAAUGAACAGAACAAUUGGACUGAAAAGGUGACAAUAAACACUACAUAAAAUAUGUUACACACAAUAAACAUUUUAUUUGUAGAUAUUCAUAAUUCACUUUUGUACUUAUUCAUAAUAGUGUUUUACAUAUGUUUUUUUAAAUAAUGAAGUGUUACAUAUUUUAUUUUGUAAUUGUAGAUGAUUCCAUAGAUGAACUCCUUUAUAUGAUAUACAUAUUUGUUUUACAUGUGUUCAUACCUUUGCUUUUGAGUACACAUAAAUCCCUCUUAGUUCAUAUUUACUGGUUCACAUCUGAAACAUCUUCUGGACCACUUCUGGAAGCAUAUUAUUAUUUACUUUAUACAUCAUUUGAGCAGUUGUCUUUUAUACAAUUUUAAAAUAUGUGACUUUAUGAAUCAUUAGUUGGGUCUCUAUAAUCCAUUCUAUUAAUUGUCUUUAUUACUCUCUUGUGUAAUAUGAAUAUUGUUGUGUGAUUGUUUUAUAUGUAUGUCCCCAGACCUUUAUGCAA